This is a messenger RNA of Laccaria bicolor S238N-H82, 636 nucleotides long. RefSeq lists its product as uncharacterized. Bases 1 to 636 code for a protein of 211 amino acids. Lineage: Eukaryota; Fungi; Basidiomycota; Agaricomycetes; Agaricales; Hydnangiaceae. The transcript has 5 exons. The record is from RefSeq and is a predicted model, not a curated record.
AUGCAAUUGGUGUUCCCACCUAACAAAAAGGCCGCCUCUGGUGGAACCUUCCAAGUCGGUGAUACUCCCAUCACGCUUUCUGUGAGCCCAUCUGCAAAAGCCACGGGCACAGUGGAAGCACAUCUCAUUCCGAGCCUGAAUCUCGGCAUCACUGCGUUGAAUGGUGCAGCUGAAGCGAAAGUCUCCCUCGAGCUCGACGCCUCUUCUUCCAUGAAGCUCGACCUCGGCGGGACCUCUGAAACUAUUAUUCCUCUCAAUCCGCCAUCGCCUUCUUCCGCCAUAUCAGUUCCAGCGCCAAUACCCUCUACUAUAGCCGCCUUUAACGGCUGCUUUGGAAUUGGCGCCGGCUUCAACGUUAACGCAGGCGCUUCUGCCGCUUUGUUCGGCAUAUUCAACCCUAAGGUGAAGUUGCCACUUCUCUCCAAAAACUUCGACGUCUUCAAGAAAUGUUUUGGUACAUCAACGGGGAAAAGGAGCGAUAUCGUCGACACCGACAUUUGGGAUUACAUGUCCGUUGAUCCUGCCAGCACAUUGGAGGAUCGUGCUCUUGCGUUAACUUGCCCUGUGUUGGGAACGCUCCCUUUGCUACCUAUUGCAGACCAAACCAUCCCGGUGAUUGGCAUUAAAACAUUAUAA